Molecule: messenger RNA, 4650 nt
Organism: Osmerus eperlanus (European smelt)
Lineage: Eukaryota; Metazoa; Chordata; Actinopteri; Osmeriformes; Osmeridae
Product: protein MTSS 1-like
Exons: 15
Coding region: 137-2485 (782 amino acids)
Biological process (GO): plasma membrane organization; positive regulation of actin filament bundle assembly; adherens junction maintenance
Cellular component (GO): cytoplasmic side of plasma membrane; actin cytoskeleton
Molecular function (GO): phospholipid binding; actin binding
Source: RefSeq, a predicted model, not a curated record
UCACAGCUGGUCUUUGAACGGAUAUCUGUCAAAAAAGAGACAGUUUUGCUCGAGCCUACUGCAGAAUUAAUUAGGACACCGGGAGACAGAUUUACAGAACAGUGUUGGGCAGAAACAAUUCCACGGAGUGUUAAAGAUGGAAACGGUUAUUGAAAGAGAAUGCAGUGCGUUGGGAGGACUUUUCCAAACAGUGAUUGCAGACAUGAAGAGCAGCUACCCUGUCUGGGACGACUUCAUCAGCAAGGCUGGAAAACUCCAAUCACAGCUGAGGACAACGGUUGUCGCGGUAGCAUCCUUCCUGGACGCCUUUCAGAAAGUGGCCGAUCUGGCGACAAGCAGCCGAGGUGGGACCAGGGAUAUAGGCUCCGCCCUCACCAGGAUGUGCAUGAGACACCGCAGCAUCGAGGCCAAGCUCCGACAGUUCUCCCUGGUGUUCCUGGACUGUCUGAUCAACCCUCUCCUGGAACAGAUGGAGGAGUGGAAGAGAAUGGCCAACACUCUGGACAAGGACCACGCCAAAGAGUAUAAGAAGGCCCGUCAGGAGAUCAAGAAGAAGUCCUCGGACACACUGAAGCUGCAGAAGAAAGCGAAGAAAGGCCGCGGGGACGUCCAGCCCCAGCUGGACAGCGCCAGGCAGGACGUGAGUGAUAAGUGUCUGCUGCUGGAGGAGACAGAGAAGCAGGCGCUGAGGAAGGCUCUGGUGGAGGAGAGGAGCCGAUUCUGCUCCUUUGUCUCCAUGCUGAAGCCUGUGGUGGAGGAGGAGAUGUCGAUGCUGGGGGAGAUCACCCAUCUCCAGACCCUGAAUGAUGACCUGAAGACCCUGACCAUGGACCCCCACAAGCUGCCCCCGGCCAGCGAGCAGGUGAUAGUGGACCUGAAGGGUUCCGACUGCGCCUGGGCCUACCAGACUCCGCCCUCCUCCCCCAGCACCACCGUAUCCAGGAAGUCAAGCAUGUGCAGCAGUCUGAACAGUGUGAACAGCAGUGACUCUCGCUCCAGUGGCUCCCAUUGCCACUCCCCCACCUCGCACUUCCGGUACCGGAGCUCCGCCCUCCCCCAGCAGGGCCCCGCCCGCCUCUCCAGCGUCUCCUCCCACGACUCUGGAUUCAUCUCCCAGGACGCCUACCAGUCCAAGUCCCCCUCACCCAUGCCUCCCCCAGACACUCAGACCUGUCUAUCUCCAGCUGUCUCUCAAACUGUCAGCCAGGAAAAUUCUUCCUCCUCAUCCUCACCUGACCUUAAGGAGCCUUGCUCCAGCACAGGGCCAGAAAAGUUGUCAAACGGCUUCGACCAUCAAGUGUUCUCCGGCGCCCUCUGUUCACCUGGAGGGGCAUUACAGGAGAGAUACCCCCACCUCCCCCUCCACCUCCCUCCAUUCUCCCACUCCUCCACCUCCCCCCUCGCCUCCCCCACCUCUCCCAUGUGGGCGGGGCCCAGAUCAGGCUCCUCCCCUCCCUAUUGCAUCCUGGGACCUGGCAUGGUCCCAUCCUCCAAGGUCCCUACCUGGAAGGACUGGGCCAAGCCUGGGCCCUAUGACCAGCCAAUGGUGAACACACUGAGGCGCCCCAGGGACAGGAAGGAGACUACAGAUCCCAGCAUGCCCCUGGGCACCGAGGCCACCAGCCCGCGGGAGGAGCCUCAGAGGGCCAGGAGCACCAAUCACAACUCUCCACCAAAGGAGGAUGUGGAGGUGCAUGAGGAGCUGGCCAGGGCUCUGUCCAGAGGGCUGCAUCUGGACAUCCAGCCCUGCAGCAGAGACUCUCUCCAGGGCUCCAGUGGCUACAGCACCCAGACCAACACACCCUGCUGUUCUGAGGACGCCAUUCCUUCCCAGGUCUCAGACUACGACUACUUCACAGUGGGCGGAGAUCAGGAGGUGGAUGACAGGUCCUGCACCAUCCCCCGCACCAGCGAGAUCAGCCAGUCCUACCGGCGCGCCUUCCAGACCAAGCGCCCCGCCUCCACCACCGGCAUCCCCUCCCCCGGCCCUGCCAUCAUCACCCCGGGCGUGGCCACCAUUCGAAGGACCCCCUCCUCCAAGCCCAACCUGCGCAGGCCCUCCGGGGGCCUGGGGCCCAUCCCAAUCAGACCCCCCAUGAUCCCCGUCAAGACCCCCACCGUCCCUGACCACCCUGGGGGUAGCUUCUUCCCCGGGGGGGCCCUGCAGGAGAGCAGCGAGGGGGGCCCACCGAGUCUCCGCAGCCCGCUGUCGCCUGGCAACAACAACAACAACAGCAGCACUGGGCCCCGGGCUCCCAGAAGCCUCUGGGAUGCCCCGCGUCACACCUCCUCUGACCCCCCCACCCCGCCCCCCCAGCCUGGCGGCCGGGGCCCAGAGUGGCAGGCCCUCCCAGAGGUGCUGGAGGAGGGGGAGGCGGGAGGGGAGGUAGGGGGGGAGGGGGAGGACAUGCUGGUGGCCAUACGACGGGGGGUGAGGCUGAAGAAGACCACCACCAACGACCGCUCCGCGCCCAGGAUAGUGUGAGGAGGCCUGGGGAUGUUUGGUCUGGCCUAGUCUGGUCCAGUCCGGCCUGGUCUGGCCUUGCUUUGCAUUUAUUUUCAAAUGAAUGAAAAAGAUCAAAUGUUUAUUUGUAUGUACAUAUUUCUAUUUUGAAGUGUUUGUAUGUUUUAUCCGUGGUCCUCUUGACCCUCUUCUUGGUCUUCUUCUUAACCUUUCCCAGCCUUCCUGAAUCCCUAUAAAAGGUGCCAAUGAGAGGUAGAAUAACCCACAGGCUUUAUUUUCUUUAACAGAGCGAAUCUUCUCUGUGUGUUCUCAGACUGUGUGUUUCACAGAGAAAACACUCAAGUUGUCACAGCGUCAGAGGAGAGUAAGUCAACUCUUUAGUGGUGUUUCAAUAACACUUUAUUGUAAGUUGAAGAUGAUUCAGAUGUAUUUAAAAAAACAAACAGACACUUGCAUGUCCAACAAGAAACUGUCUCUCCUCGCAUAGACUACACUGAAUCCUCAGUAUCUAUGACUGACUAGCUCACACAAGGAUGGAAAACACUGAAACCUAUAUCACUGACUGACGGACAAACCUCCCAGAAUUCAGCCCGGCAGUUUUCCGCAGAGGCGACACAACAGUGUUUCCCUCAGACCCUGACACGACGUCCGGUAGAUUCAGCUACUCAGAGUGUAAUCAGUCGCAGGUAUAGUGGUUGUAACUAAGCAUUUACAAACCUGCAGUAUUAGUAAAUGUUACAUAAGUUACAAGUCUUUUACAGUUACAAAGCUUAGUAUGCGGUAGUGUAGCAGAGCCGGUUGGGAACCACUCGCUCUGGAUAAGUUUGCCCUCAGUUGUUCUCCUCUUGGUCUAAUGGUAGACGUCUUAGGGAGGAGACCCGGGUUCGAUCCCCCGUUCUCCUGUGUACGUCCCAGUGAACCAAUAUCCCACAUAGCCACCAUCUUGUAACAUCCUGUCCUUGGCCUCAUGUUGACCUUUAGUUGAAUCCUUCUCAUCUACUCCCAUCCCAGUGUGUGCUGUGCUAGACGCGACGUCCAUCGACACAUAGAAACGCCGAAUACAGCAUGUGGUUUUUGUAAGUGUUUUCUACAUAUUCCUGCUGGUCUUGGAGAGCGGUUGGACGUUGUGUAUGACGACUGAUGCCUGUGGUUGCCCUCCUUCCGAUAUAAACCAAGACGGGGAAACGUUGAACAUGUAGCCGAUGCAACUCCAUGCAGAUGACGCUGUAAGUCCUGAGAGAAGAGGGCAUCUCUCUGGUGCUGUGAGAGGUCUGACGCCGUCCCUGUACCAAUCUGUAAUAUAACACUAGUUAUACACUAGUUAUAACACUAUUUAUACACUAGUUAUACACUAGUUAUAACACUAGUUAUGGUCCUGGAUUCCUCUCCAAGCACAGCUGCUGAUGUGAAUCACAAGUUGCCAAAAUCUUCUAUGCGCUUAACGGUUAGCAGUCGUUUCAGUUGGUGUUUUGAAUGUCGUUGUCGAAGAAGACUCAAGGUGUCGCCUUUCUCUCGCCAGCAAUGAUUUUAUCUUCAUGUCGGUGACGAUUGGUGAAAGUAGUAUUCAGGAAUGGUAACGUGUAACUAAACUUAAUUUUUCUUUUUUUUGGUGAAACCCCUGUGCUUAAUACUCACGCACGGCUAAACCCAUGAGUCCUGGGUCUUAAUUUCAGACGAAUAGUUGCAAAAGUGUUAUAUUAAAGUUAAUUAUACAAUUACAUAAUGUGGUAGGCUAAAUGCCCGCACUUUAAAAACUUUUGAAGAAAUUCUUGAUGUAUGACUGCUUUUUCACGGUAUCACAAGGAGGGGUUGUGUUUGAUAAUUGGCCAAUCGAGUUCCUGUAUCAGUUCAAGUGUUAGAGGAAGUCCCAAAAUGAAAGUUUAUGAGAAAAAAAACACCCACAAGUUUUCACCACAAAGCAAUUGAAAGUGAGAAGGGGCGGAAUAAGGCUGAAAUUGGUGAGUUUAGUUGCACUUUAGAUGUACUGGCCUUCGGUAAUAAGAAGAUUGAAGCUAUUGUUUACAAUUAGGACGCUGUGAGCUGAUGUUGCGAUUGGACGGAUCUUAACCAUGUGAACUCUGUCUGUACCCUGGCACUUGAUAGUCUACUGUCCAGUUCCUGAAUCAUGUCUCCUAUUUUCUAUGUAACUGUUAUUUCAGGUAACAAUAAAACGUAGCAGGAAGUGU